This is a messenger RNA of Chaetomium fimeti, 739 nucleotides long. RefSeq lists its product as uncharacterized. The transcript is spliced from 2 exons. Lineage: Eukaryota; Fungi; Ascomycota; Sordariomycetes; Sordariales; Chaetomiaceae. Gene Ontology annotation, biological process: intra-Golgi vesicle-mediated transport. Bases 214 to 507 code for a protein of 97 amino acids. The record is from RefSeq and is a predicted model, not a curated record.
ACAACCGAACCAACUUACCCUAGCCCACGGAGGCACCAACCACACGCAAUCACCACCUCACCAAACCUCAACCGAAGACCUUGACCUCCUCCCAGUGCGCAAACCAACCCGACCCAGCCAAGCGCAAGAAGAGAAGGAAGGAAAGCAACCGGAGAGCCGAGACCAACCAACCAACCCCCUCAGCAGCACCCCUCAAAACCCACCAAAAGAAAAAUGUCGGAAGCCUUCGAGCGCGAGCGCCAGAACAACGCCCGCCUAGACGAGCUCUCGGCCAAGGUGUCGGCCCUGCGCGGCGUGACCAUCGACAUCUACGACUCGGCGCGCUCGCAGGAGGUGAUCGAGUCGACCAGCGAGACGUUCUCGUCGAUGACGACACAGAUCAAGGGCUCCGCCGGCCGGUUGGGCCGCAUGGCGGCGUCGGGGAAUAAGGUGGCCGUGUUCAAAUUGUCGGGCAUCAUCAUCGGUGUGGUGCUGGUGUUAUACUAUAUCUGGAGGUUGUUUUUCUAGGCGGGCACCUAAAUGGUGUGGGAGUUGAGGGUCGGUUAGCUUUUGCUUUUCCAAACAGGGGUUGGGCAGAAGGACGUGAUGGACGUGUUCUAACGGCCUAAACGGCUGUCGAGGGGUUGGAUCGGUCAGUUACGCAGCGCAGCGCGGUGUAUGGGAUGUAUUUGGACAUGUAUUAUGGUUUGGUCCGGCUCUGGACUUGGGCAUGGCAAGGCGUUGGGCGUGGGCUGGCUUU